Myxocyprinus asiaticus (Chinese sucker) is the source of this 10683-nucleotide messenger RNA. It is a transcript of the gene helz2b, whose product is annotated as helicase with zinc finger 2b. The record is from RefSeq and is a predicted model, not a curated record. The transcript is spliced from 19 exons. The coding region runs from base 186 to 8510 and encodes 2774 amino acids. NCBI's taxonomy places the organism in Eukaryota, Metazoa, Chordata, Actinopteri, Cypriniformes, Catostomidae. Gene Ontology annotation, molecular function: RNA binding; ATP hydrolysis activity; RNA nuclease activity.
AGGAAAACGAAACUUAAGGCAGUGGCUGAAGGUACAGUAGGAUACAGAAUACAGCUGUGUGGAAUUAAUGUCCGAGGUGGUUCAGAUGGCAGCAAGAGUGCAGGUUGAAGCUGCAGCAGUCACUGAAGCCAUGGACUUGAUGAUCAGAUGAACUGCCAGUCGAUGUUGUUCAUGUCAGACUGGGUAUGAGUAAGUCCAUAGCAAUGGCUACAGCACAGUCUAGAGAUGAUCAGCUGCAGCAGUUCAUGCAGUUGUAUGAGCUGAGAGCUGCAUGUCCAGUUUGCACUCAUAAACUCUCCCGCAUUUCCUACGCCAUCAUCUCAAAGCCUCACUGUUGCACUCAAGAUCUGCUGCUAGUCAGAGCAAAGGUCAAAGGUCACAGAUGGAGCCGUGUAUUUUGCCGGCCUUCUUACCCACGACCUAGUCGAUAUGAAGUAUGCUGGUUUUUUAAGGAGGAUGUUGGGUGCUGUGUGCAUCGUGACAGGUGCACUUUUGCCACUAGUACAGAGGAAGCUGCGGUGUGGAACUUGCAAAAGCACACAAAACUUGACCACAAACGCUUAAUUCAUCUGAUCAAUCAGAGAGAGCAACUGACUGAACAAAACCAGCAUGGGGACGGUCAGUCGAGUUCUCAAAAUCUCUCACUGUACCAGGAGAAACUGCUAGAAGAGUACAGAUGCAGCAGCAACGAGAUCUGUAUUAUCUCCGAGCAGGUGGAUGAUGUGUGUGUUACACAGGAUCAGAGUCUGUGUGUGGACUGUUUACAAACAGAUAGUGAAAUCAUAUGGAAAUUCAAAAUCACCACUGAGAGGUCCUUGGCUCAUGUGGCUCUGCUGAAAGUGGAGAGUGGUGCAGUUUUCUCUUUGGGUGACAGUUUACAGAACACUUUCCCACCAAUCACACACACUGCAGGCCACCACCUGCGCUCCUCUCUCUCCACUUAUGAGCUGAGUGUGUGUUUCCUGUCAUUUCGCCCUGGUGUGUAUGAGCAGUGGCUGGUAUUUGACUUUGAAAUCCGUCCAGUUCUGCUCAGAAAACUCAAGGUGAGAGUCGGUCAGCAGUUCCAUACCCAGCCAGUUGAGGCAGAAGAGAAGGAAUGUGCUGAGAUUCUUUCAGAUGAACGUUGGAACAGAGGGAACAGGGUCAUCGUGCCCUUCUAUGCCAGGAAGGAGGAUGAGCAGCUUCUUAGUAAAUACAAACCACCCCAGAUGAAUCUCCAGUUCAGUCUCUAUACAGAUCAUAGUUCCACACUUCACCAAGACAACUACAGAGAGAGAGCUCACUACUUCCUGUUCAAAGAGGAAAUUGCAGAAGAGAAGCUCAUUAGCAGAUUAAAUAUUUGUGGAAGCGUGUCUCUCACACAACAUCUGAAUGUACCAAGGGUUAUUGCUGCUCCAGGGAGGCUCAUUGCCACUCUCAAGGUCUCUUGCUCACUCACACCAGACUCUCCAGAAGGGCUGAUGCUGAAACGAGGGGUGAAGAUGGCUUUGGUGAACACCACGGCAGCAAAGGGCAACAAUACUGGUGUGUCAGUGGAGAACAGAAACAGAGUGUAUGAGGCGUUGGUGUGCAGGCAGGCCACGGAUGAGGGUCACAUCAGCCUUGAGCUGUCUGCACCUUGUGUGUCUGAGCUACAAAUGAAGAAAGAAAGCAGGUGUGAAAUGGAGGUUCAGUUUCAACUGAACAGACUGUGGUUCUGCCAGAUGCACCAGGCUAUUGACCUCCUACCAGACUUGCACUAUGUUCUGCCUGACCUCAGUAACUGUUGUGUCCCUGUAAACAUAACCAAACAGUCUGAACUGAACAACAAACAGCAAAUCGCCCUGAACUUCAUCCUUGGUAAGUGUGAGGGUAGCAAGGUUGCUGCUCCCUUGCUGAUAUAUGGCCCGUUUGGCACUGGGAAGACACUCUGUCUCGCUUCAGCAGCCAAAAAGUUGGCCAGCCAGCCCCAAACCAGAGUGCUCAUCUGCACUUAUACUAACAGCUCAGCAGAUUUAUAUGUCAGAAUGCACUUCCAUCCAUAUAUUACAAAUGGACAUCCAGACCUCAAAGUACUCAGGAUAAAGGCAAAUAAGGGUGGGGCCUCCAUGAUGGCAACCGAUAACAUCACUCUCAAAUACUGUCUCUGCUCUUAUGAUGGACAGUCCUUCAUUCUCCCAGCACGCUCCCAUCUAGAGUCAAACAACAUCAUCAUAACUACCACAUCAAUGGCACGUUAUCUUCGUGAGCUGAAGCUUCCUGCAGAUUUCUUCAGCCAUAUCCUGAUUGAUGAGGCAUCUCAGAUGUUGGAGGGUGAAGCACUCAUGGCUCUAGGCUUAGCAGACAAACACACUCGAGUUGUGUUAGCAGGUGACCACAUGCAAAUGGCUCCAAAACUUUUCUCUGUGACUGAUGACAAGCGAUCAGAACACACAUUGCUCAAUCGCCUCUUCCGCUACUAUCAAGAUCAAAGCAGCAAUAUUGCCAAGAGAAGCAGAGUGAUCUUUAAUGAGAACUACCGUUCCACGGCAGAAAUAGUGGACUUUGUAUCCACUCACUUCUAUGUGAGCGAUGGCAUCAAGGCAAAAGGAGAUGUCCCUCCCCAUCCCAGGCUACAUCCCCUGAUCUUCCAGCAUGUCAGAGGAGAAUGCAAUUUGAACUCCACCUCCAUGUCCUGGUGCAACCGUGCUGAGGUUACUAGCGUGAUAAAUGUGAUCCAAGGGCUUGUAACAGAUUGGCCGAUGGAAUGGGGUGAAAGAGAACCAAUGGAUAUCUGUGUUCUAAGUGAAGGCCAGCAGCUUGAUGUCAUCAAAAACCAACUCAGAACCAAGCAGAAUAGAAUUCAUGGAGUUUCUGUACAGAAUUUGGCAAACAUUCAAGGGAAGCAGUUCAGGGUCAUUAUCAUAUCAACAGUUCAGUCUAGAGACAGACUUCUCCAAUCAGAGUCAAGCUGUCUAGAGUUUUUUGAAGACAUUCGUGCACUGAACACCGCCCUAACCAGAGCCCAAUCACUGGUGGUUGUGGUUGGAGAUGCUGGAGCUCUUUGUUGUUUUGGAAAGUGCUCAAGAAUCUGGAGGGCCUACAUUGAACAUUGCAUCAGCAAGGGCAGCGCCAAACCUGAUCAUUUGACCAGAGACUUCCUACAACAAGAAAUGCUGGAAAUUUCAAAAUUUCAGAAGAGAGAAAGGGUAGAAAAUUCUGAGAGUGAUGCACCUAUCCAGGCUGAAACUGAUCUUAUAUUGAAAGAGAUGAUGGAUGACUAUGAUCCUGAUGUGCAAGACUCAGAUGCAGAGAAUGAAAGUAAUAAAGAUCACAAAAGGGUUUUAUACUCCUCCACUGAAAAGGAAGAUCUGCUGGAGCUUGUCAGGAAACAGCCUGCUAUCUAUAAGCAUGGAGAAAUGGAGAUGGAGGGAUACCAGUCAGGUUAUGUAAUACCUUAUGACAAACCAUCUGAACGCAUUUACAUUAAAGGGAGGAAAAACAUUGGCAUGUGUUUCCCUGGAGAUGAAGUUGUGGUGGAGAUUGGCCCGCGACCUGAUAAAGGCAGUCUUACUGGGAGAGUUUUAGGUGCCACAAAUAGGGCAGCAUCUUCCUCUGAAUUUGUGUGCUCCUUAGAGGUUGAAAAUUACCGAAAACGGACACAGGAAACUGAUAAAAACUUUCUCAGGAAGAUAAUGAUACCUCUCAGCAUCAACACCACCAAAAUAUGUGUCUUGGUAAGCAAGAAGUCUCAUAAUUUCAUUCCAAUAUGGAAAUUUGUCAACGACAAAUGGACAUUGACAAGAUAUGUUCCUCUUGAUGAACACACAAAACAGGAAUAUGUUUUUGUUGUUCAGAUUUUGUGCUGGAAAGCCCACUGUUCCUUUCCACUAGGCAAUGUUACGAAUGUUCUACCCAUUGGGACAACUUUAGAGGAGGGACUACAGAUUUUGAAAUUAGAAUACAACCUAGGUUCAACUCCUCUGAUAGAAGAAGACGCAUUUUUAGACACGGAAUUUGACAAAACUGAUGACAGCAAAAGAAGAGAUUUCAGAGAUGCACCAACUUUCACAGUUGAUCGAGCCACGGCCAGAAACUUGGAUGAUGCCAUCAGUGUUAAAAAUCUGGGAAACUACUAUGAAAUAGGGGUUCAUGUUGCUGAUGUGGCUAGUUUUGUGUCUAAGGACAGUCCUCUUGAUAACUCUGCAAAAGAAUUGGGAGCAACUUUUUACAACCCUAGAGAAGACCAUACCAUGUUCCCAAAACAUCUUACCACCAACUUUUGGAGUCUCCUCCCAGGAAAAGAUCGUAAAGCCAUUUCAGUCAUUGUCAAAGUGGAAAAGGACUCAGGCAUUAUCACAGAAAGGACCUUUUGCCUUUCUAUGGUAAAUUCUAGAAGGCAGCUGACCUACAAACAGGCUGAGGGUAUAAUAAGUCAGUGUGAUGGUGAGCUAAGAUUUAAAACAUUGGAGGACUGUGUCAGAGUGGCUUACCUUUUUGCAAGAACACAACGCAAAGCUAGACUUAAAGAAAACUGGAACUAUGCCCAACCUGAUAAACAUCGGAAGCCAGGGGAAAGAGAAGCUUAUUUGAUGAUUGAAGAGCUAAACAUAAUGUUUAACAAUGAGUUGUCAAAAUUUUUGACCGAGAACAUAAACACUAAACUCUGCACUCCUUUGAGAUGUCAGGCUCCUCCUACAGCAGAGGAAUUAGAGAAGAUCAGUGAUCGUCACACAGAGCUAAUUCCUCUCUCCACACACCUGACAUAUCACAUUGACAGAAACCGAGUGGACCUGCAUAACACAAUUACCUUCACUGUUUACAGUAAUCCUAACCCUGACACAAAUCCCAGCCCUUUAUCAACCUACCUACAAGAUGCCAUUUCUGUCAGUUACUCUGAAUAUCAUUUUGAAAUUGGAGUUCACAAAGCAGAUGUCUCUGGGUACAAUAUUAAAAAUUUGGGAGCACAAUCAAGCAUGUGGAGUUUGAUGCCAGGCCAGAAUCGUCGGGCUAUUUCUUUACUUCUGAAAGUGGAAAAGAAGACAUGCAAAAUUGUAGAGCAAAAGUUGGUGCUUUCCUCCAUAAAGUCAAGCAGGCUAUUGUCCUAUAGUGAAGUUGACAGCAUCAUCAACCUGUCAAGUGAAAAUGAAAGGAUGACUGAUUCUUUAGAAGGCUGCUUCCUUGAGGCUUUCCAUUUUGCAUCUGAUCACAGGCAGAGACGAAUAGUUGACACUUCCAAUGCUGCAGAUCUAGGUUUAACAGAAGACAGCAAAUGCAAGUUAAUGAUGGAGGAGCUGAAUCUGAUGUUGAAAGAAGCUAGUGAUCACCUGAUGAGUGAAGUAACUACUUCCUUAAACACUUUUAGCUGCCCACUGACAGCUACACCUGAACUGGUAAGGAGACUUAAGAGAGAUUAUGAGGAGCUUGGGUUUCAACAUCUGGACUCAAACAAUCAACAGAACAAUUUCAUAAUUCUAACGUCUGUAUGGGAAAAGAUUGAGUCAGCUGCUUUAGACUGUGACUUUUACAAAAUGGCUGACCUCAUUUCCACAGAUGACCUCCACCCACAGUUGCUUCCAGUGAUUGUUCAGUUAAAGGCCACCCUCAACAAAGCUUACUUCAUUCGUUCACUCUCCUGCCAAGAUGCUUUAGUUGGGCACUAUUCAUUACAUCUGGACUCAUACACGUAUGCAUCCUCACCCAUGCGGCGGUACAUUGAUGUGAUAAUUCAGAGGCUAAUGCAUGCAGUUCUCAGUGACCGUCCUGUUGAGUACUCAAAGACAGACAUUGACCUUUUGUGUGACAAGUGUAAAAGAGGAGAAUCAAAGGCACAGGAGUACGAGAAUAAAGCUGAGUCACUUUUUCUCGCCAUCAGUCUACAGAAACAGAGCACAUACAAAUUGGCUUUUGUCACUGUUGUUCAGCCUGAGAGCGAAAGCUUUAAAUUAUCAUUUCCAUUUGACAAAGGAACUUUCCCGGACAAACUUCCUGUUUUGUACAGAGAUUUACAGCUAGAGGAUCAACCGAUAUAUGACAGGAAACAAAAACAAAUGACGCUGACUUGGAAAAAACGGAUAUACUCACUGAACGUAACCCCAAACCCAGUGAGGAACCUGAGAUUCUGUUCAGAGAUACAGAAGAGUACCUGGCACGCCAUUGUUGAGGCAGUGAGAGAAGAAAAGUGGGAAGUGGUGAAGUGCCUCAUAUUGGGAGCAGAUGUGAAAGAGCAUUGUGAGGCAGAUGAAGUGCAACUGGAUAUUAGGGAUCAUACAAUCCUAACACACUAUCUGAAAGUUGGAGACACUGUGCAAGUCCAGCUGACCUCAGAGAGGCAAAGAGGCUAUUGGGCGCCGACUGUACAAUUACUGAGUGUGAGUUCAAGCUUUGAGAUAUGUGUGGAACACACUCAUAAUCCUAUUAAAUGCUUUUCCAAAUGUGCAAGUCACCCAUCCAAAGGUUCCUAUAUAAAUGUGGAGGAUUAUGUGCAAAUAUGGAAGCCCAUCUGUGAAAUGGAGUCUGCUGCGACUGCUGUGGACGAUAGUGAUUGUGUUGUGAUAGAGAAUGUACACAUAGCUUGGACCACCCUCUUGGGUGGCGCAAGCACUGGAACCUUCUCUCUGCCUGUAGAAUAUGUCAAGAAAUGGGCAAUCGAAUUUGACCUGGCAAAGUGUUUUCUUUGUAUUCGAAAAAGAGUUUUGAAGCCGAUCACACCAGAUCAGUCAGGGGUAGAUCCAGACUACUACACAUGGGUGGCCCAUGGCGUCACAACUCAAUGUUUGGAUACACCAGAAAAAACUAAGAAUAAGUCAAAAAUUAUUCGCUUUAAAAUAAAUUAUGCAUCCAUGGACAUUCCAAAAGCCAAGAUGGAUCCCAUGUUCACAGUUGAAGUGAUUCCAAAACUCCUUCCAGACAUACGAAAGGAAAGUGCAGUGAAUAAUUUAACAAUGGCUAAUGAACUUGUUAAGAACAUUGCACUAGGACAACGGAUUCGGAAAGUAGGUGCUGAACCAGUUGUAUCCCGGUAUGAGCUUAUGAGAAAGCCAGUACCCGCAGAUCUGCCUCCACUGAAUGAAAGCCAGUUUAAUGCUUUGGAAAAAGCUCUGAAUGGCACAUUCACCCUCAUUCAAGGCCCUCCAGGAACAGGAAAAACUGUUGUUGGAGCUUACAUAGUGUACUGGUUCUCCCAGCUAAACGCUAAGAAACCUCAGAAGCUGAAGGAGUUCAAAGAAAAAGAGAAGAGAGAGGUUAUUCUGUACUGUGGACCCUCAAACAAGUCUGUAGAUGUGGUUGCAGAAUACUUGCUCAAGUUUGGUGAGGAGUUGAAGAUAUUACGCGUAUACAGCAGACAGAUGGAAAUGCAAGAGUACCCCUACCCUGGCAGUGACCUCCAGUUAUCCCACAAAUCACUGCGCCAAGAAAAGUCUAAACCUGAGCUUAAGGACAUAACACUUCAUCACAGGAUUCGGGAGUGUCACAACCCUAAUUCCCAAGCAAUAGUGGACUUUGAUGAAAGAAUCGCCAAUAAUCCUAAUUCACUCACAGAUGAGGAUAUAGAAGACUAUAAGAAGCUACUAAAUGCUGCACGUCUGUAUGAAUUGGAAAGGCAUGAUGUUAUUCUGUGCACUUGCACGGCUGCUGCCUCCCCUAACCUCACCAAGACACUCACUGCACGACAGAUCCUCAUCGAUGAGUGCGCCAUGGCAACAGAACCCCAGACGCUUGUCCCAUUGGUCAGCUUCAAACCUGAGAAGGUUGUACUGUUGGGGGAUCACAAGCAGUUGCGUCCGAUCGUGAAGAAUGAGCAUGUGAGGAAACUUGGCAUGACACAUUCUCUGUUUGAACGCUACAUGGCUAAAGCACUACUGUUGGACACCCAGUACAGAAUGCAUGAAGAGAUCUGCAAAUUCCCAUCAAUGGCGUACUACCAGGGUAAGCUGAAAACUAAAGUAGCUGAACGGACCAGCAUGCUGCACAUUGAGAAGGAAAGAGUGAGACAAAGUAAACACAUUCUGUUUGGAGAUGUACAAGGAGUUGAAAUCAGUUUGGUUGUUUCAACUGCACGUGGGAACCAGAACUCAAAAGCCAACCUUGCAGAGGUUAAAAAAGCUGUUGAGAUUUGUGGUCUGUUGGUAUCUGUGGGCCAUGUGAGGCAGGAGGAGAUUGCCAUACUCUCACCAUAUAAUGCACAAGUGGCCCAGAUCAGAGAAAGACUCCUGUCCACUGAUAUAAAUCUCAAAAGAGUCACUGUCACCACCAUUACGAAGAGUCAAGGUAGUGAGUGGAGGUAUGUGAUUUUGUCGAUGGUUCGCUCCUGCCCCAGUGAAGAGAUUGAACCUUUGCUCUCCAGGGAAUGGCUCUCCAAACAUAUCGGCUUUGUGGGCGAUGAAAACCAGAUCAGUGUGGGCAUCACAAGAGCACAGGAUGGGCUAUGUAUUUUGGGUAAUCAGGAGUUACUGAACUGCAGCCAAGCAUGGACGAAACUACUGAAACAUUAUUCAGGUCAUGGCUGUGUGGUCUCUGCAGACCAGAUAACAGUGCGCCAUAUGAGCUAGACCAUUUAUAUGAAUUUCAGUUGAUCUUCCAUCAUUUUUUACAUUUUUUAUUAGUGUAACUAUUUUCAUGUUUUUAUAUUUUUAAUCAUACAUUCCAAAUUCAGUGCAUCAUCUCAUCCCACUUCAAAAUGAGAGUAAAACAUUCUGAGUUUUUAUAAUUAGAGUCAGAAUGUGGAAGGGUUUUUUAAUUUUUAUUUUAUGGAAGUUUUUAGAAGAUUCAGGGUACAAACACAUUUUCAGGGUUUCAGACAUAAAAUUACUGAGACCCGUGGAACAGGUGCUGAAUUUGAAAACGCUGUUUGAAUUAGAUAUCUGAUCAUUUCUUUCAUUUUAAAGCAUGUAAUCUCGAGAUAAUUUUUAUAUACAACUUAUUGUAAUUCUUGACCUACUGAACCACCAUGGCCUUUUUCUACUCGGUUUUUAAAAUGAGUUAACAUCAACCAAAGAUGCUAACAUGUUUUCUUUUCCACUGGGAGUAAAAUAUUCUAAACUUGGACAUCUGACUGCUUUCUUUGAUUCCCUGACCCUUUUUUGUGUCGUGAGUGGUUCACCUACUUUCAUAAGUCAUUAACAGAAAACCUGCAGUCCAAUGUUGAUCAAUGUCCAGGGUCAAACAUUGUGCUCAUGUGUUGUGUUUUUAGUCUUUCCAGGAAGAUGGGAUGCCAGUGCAACAAAUGACUAAGGCAGAGUUGUAUGUAGCAAACCCUGGUGCAGAAAUUCUCCUGGAGCAAAAUUAGUACAGAUUCUAACAUAUUUUGUUGAUCCUGGAACAACAUUCCUGUAAAACUAAGUCCUUACAUUAUUAAUCCCAACUCUCACUCUAACCAUGGAAAAGUCAGUGGGGUCAAAAAUUUUCAAGCUCCAAAAAGGACAUAAAGGCAUCAUAAAGGUAAUUCAUAUUACUUGAGUGGUUUAAUCCAUGUCUUCGGAAGUGAUAUGAUCAGUUUUGGGUGAGAAACAUCCAAAAAUGUUCUCCUUUUCUCUACAUUUUGCCAUUUACAGUCUCCAUGGCAUGAUCAUGAUUUGAAGCUAGAUUGCACUUCUUCAUGCUCUGUGAAUGUGUCAAGUGUAAUAAAACAAGAAGUUGAUAAGAAUGUUGUUCAAGCCGUGAAUGUUGUUAAAGCAUGGGCUAGUACGACAACCUUACCAUAACAUUACUACAACAUAACUCACACAUUACAGUAAUGUUUCACUAACAAUACUGCAACAUUGCCAUACCUAUGACAUUACUACAAUGCUACCACAACUUUACUAUAACUUUACACAACAUAAAUGCAAUAUAGUUGUAAUAUUACAACAACUUGCCAGAUCAGAUGACCAUGACAAAAAAAAUGACAGCAAGGGAACUGUAAAGGUUUAAGCCAAUAUGUUUUCAUAAAAAAAUAAAAACAAAAAUAAAAAAAAUCACUUUCUCCAAUGCACUGAACCAUAAAUAAAUUAUUUAGAUUACAGUGUACUAUAUAUGUAUAUCUAUCUAUCUAUAUAUACCUGUAUAUAAUUUUUUUUUUUUUUUUUUAUGCUGUUGUUGUAUUUGUUGUCACUUUUAUUUGUCAUGUGGUGAUUGAUUAUACUUGUUUUUGGUUGAUACGGUUAUUGUGGGUUAAAUAUUGAGGUCCAUGUGCGUCUGUAAGCGAGAUAAAUGAUAAAUUUAACUCAUAAUAACUCAAUGCUGCCUUCAUAUCGUGUUGCAUCAAAAUUUAUACGGAUUUAUUUGUUAAGAAGAAUAGAUUCAAACUGUUAAUGGCUUGUUGUAGAUUCUUGUAAAGAAUGUAUGCGUCUUCGCAUUCAAAGUUCUGGUUUGCUCAUUGAUUUUAGAGACCCUGCUCACACGUGAACACACUCAUCUGUGGCAUCCACACCCACUAUUCUAUUAUGGCUUCAUAUGGUUGUCAUGGGAUUUGGAGAUGGCCCUUCGUGACAUCAUAAAGCUUGGAAUGUGAUGGAAUGUCUGUCUGCUAUUUAAAGCCCAUGUUUCUCCAGGUUUGCUUGUCUUCGGGGGAGGACGCGAUCACUGAGACCACUCUGGGGUGAAAGUUCUUUGUGGUGAAUGGGUUAAAAGGUGUGUUUUACAGGGCAGAGUGAGGUGGGGUGCGGUAGUGUGUAAGCUGGCAUUUUAUUGAGACCGGAGAUUUUGUGCAUCAGGUAAUGUGAUGUAAAAUAAAGGCUGAAAAUU